GACGUCGUAGUAGAGUUUGAUAUUUCGCUCUUUUACUCGCCUCCUCAGCUGCCUAAGGUUCGCAUUUCUCACGUUUCCAGAGAGGAAAAGAGAGGCCAAAAGAAAAGUGUCUUCCCAUUUGCACCCAAGAGAGAGGCUACUUAUCGAAAUGGCGGCGGUGAGAGGAGCUUUGCUAAAGCACUUGAGGGUGAACGCAACGCCCCUUGCCCGUAACCCUAACCCUACCAGUCACGGGCUCUUUGCUCUUACCUUCAACGCUAUAAGCCGCCGUUUCUCCGACGAGGUCAAGGGCUCCUUCCUCGACAAAUCUGAAGUCACCGAUCGCGUCAUCUCCGUCGUCAAAAACUUCCAGAAAGUUGAUCCUUCCAAGGUUACACCAAGUGCGCAUUUUCAAAAUGAUCUUGGAUUGGAUAGUUUAGACACUGUGGAGGUUGUCAUGUCCCUUGAAGAAGAAUUUGGGUUCGAGAUUCCUGAUAAUGAGGCAGACAAGAUCAGCACAAUCAAUCUUGCUGUUGAGUUCAUUGCUUCUCACCCUCAGGCAAAGUAGGUGGGAAAUUACGAAGCUCUACUCUUUAUAUUUUGUUUUCACUUUGUUCCUGUGAGAUCAAGAGCUGCAUUAGGAGAAUUAUGGGAUCUUCCCACCUAGGCUAAUGUCAGUAGUGCCCUUUGAUUUCCAGUUCCUAUUGAGGAGGAUUAUUUUGGAUAUUUGCUGCUUCAAUGCUGCUGUUCCAGUUCAUAAAAUGUAACUUUUUGCUGAGAAAAAGGAUUGUUUCUUUUAUUUCCUCAAUAAUAUUUUCACUUUAACCAAUAAA
This is a messenger RNA of Theobroma umbraticum, 812 nucleotides long. RefSeq names its product acyl carrier protein 2, mitochondrial-like. Lineage: Eukaryota; Viridiplantae; Streptophyta; Magnoliopsida; Malvales; Malvaceae. Gene Ontology annotation, biological process: fatty acid biosynthetic process. Gene Ontology annotation, molecular function: acyl binding; acyl carrier activity. The record is from RefSeq and is a predicted model, not a curated record. Gene Ontology annotation, cellular component: mitochondrion.